CCAGCACUGCGCAGCACGCGCUCAGUAACCAAAGCGCCGGGUGGUCUCGACACUGCGGAAUGUGAAGCGUUCAGCAUGCGUUCGCGUUUGUGCGUCAGUAACAUCAAAAGCGUCCUCGUGCAUGAGUGGCCGCGUGUUGUGGUGCUGAUGCUGAGCAGACUGCACGUGCAUGAAUCCAUCAACUCAAUGCAGAGAUUUCACUCAAUCUGACUUACUGCAGCAUCACAGCAGAGCAUCUCUCAUCACUUGGCUCCUGUAUGCAGCUGUAGUGGCUGACGUAUGGGCCGCUCUCCGGUGAGUCUGUCCAGACUGAAGCUGGGGAAGUUAAAGGUGGUCCGGCGGCAGCUGCUGCAGCGAUAUGAACACCAGCCGUUCGUCUCGUGUCUGGCCGGUCUGUAUGGCUGUCAGUGGAGACGCUAUCAGAGAGCCAGAGCUCAGCCGGGUGAAUGCUGCUGCAGUCGGCUGGAGUUUUGUAGUUUCACUCUCAUCAUUGUGACAUUUUUCCUGACGCUGGUGUUGUUGUAUUUCUGGAGUGAAGCUCAGAAUGAUUAUGAUGACUUUGACUGGUUUAACUUUGGGAAUUUGGGGUUCUGGUUCCCGUGGUCAGUGGUUCUGCUGGUGGUCGUCAUUGUGCUCUUCACUUACAUCGCCCUCUUGUUGGUCCUGGCGGUUUGUCUUCUGUCUGAAGGUCAAAGGCUUUACCUUCAUUGGAGCCACAAGAUAGGUAUCCUGGUGACUCUCAGUUUCUCCAUCAGCGCUACAGCCGUUCUCUCUGACUUAUGGAGUAACGAAUGGACAACACUUCUCCUGUCAUUUCAGGUCACAGCGCCGUUUCUUCAUGUGGGCGGAGUUUCCCUAUUGACGCUUCUGUCUUGGCCAAUAGCCUUACACUUCUUUCGCAUGAAUAAAAGAGUGAGACAGGUGGCUAUCCUGAGUUUGUAUUUGGCUGUUCUCUUCACACUGUAUCUGGUGCCGUUGGGUAUGUACUCACCCUGUAUCAAAGAUAAAGGCACACUGGGUCCAGCACCCAUCCUCUUCGGUCACAGGGGAGCACCCAUGCUGGCACCAGAAAACACACAGCUGUCCUUCCAGAGAGCCGUGGAAGCGGGUGGCGAAGGAUUAGAGACGGAUGUUACAAUCAGUUAUGAUGGUAUUCCAUUCCUGAUGCAUGACAGCACAUUGAAAAGGACAACCAACGUACACGAGGUGUUUCCCAACCGAACAGAUGCACCGGCAGCGAUGUUCACAUGGACCGAGUUGGAGACACUCAGUGCUGGAUCUUGGUUCCUUCAGAGGGAUCCUUUCGGCACGGCAUCUUCUCUUGAUGCAGACAUGAAGGAUCAGGUCCAGAACCAAACCAUACCCACUCUGAAAGAGUUUCUGAACCUGGCUGCACAGCACGGGAAAUUGGUGAUAUUUGACCUCAGACGUCCACCCAAAGGUCACCCGUACAGAGACACGUGGAUCACUCGCACCCUUGAGGUGUUACACAAUGAGUCGUUUAUUAACUCCAGCCAGGUGUUGUGGUUGCCGGCGGAUCAGAGGAGUCUGGUACAAGACCUCGACCCAGAUUUACAGCAGACGUCUGGAGAUCACGCAUCCAUAGAGGAACUGCAGGAAGAACACAUAGUCCGACUCAACCUUCAUUACAGUUACAUGUCACAGGAACAGAUCAGAAAAUACGCCUCAGUGAACAUCAGCACUAACCUGUAUGUGAUCAGUCAGCCGUGGCUUUAUUCAUUGGCUUGGUGUGCUGGCGUUCAUUCGGUCACUACAAACGCCCUUCACAUUCUGAAGCCACUGCGACGGCCUCUGUUUCUCAUGACUCCAGAAGAAUACAGUCUGAUGUGGAGCCUGACGGAUGUCAUCUCUGCUUUCCUCAUCGCUGCUGUUUUUAUAUUUCACUGGUGGCGUGAGAGAGGUUUACCCUUCUGGUCUGGUAGUAGACAGGUGAAUGAGAAUGGGCCGUACAGCAAGUUCAGGACUGACCCCUCUGAAGUGCAUGGCAUUCGCUGGAACCCUCUAUUCUUUGAUGGCCCAUCGCUCUCUCUGGAUUCCCAUCUCUCCCUGCAUGUUUCUCCUAUGCAUGGCUAUCCUGUACCCAUCUGACUCUUCAUCACUCUUAUUACUGCUGUGUGAGCCACGGUGAUGUUUCUCCUUUUCUUCCACGCCUUCGUACGGCAGAGCUCAGCGACGUCUGGUCCAUCUCAAGUGUCAUCGUUCAUGUGGAACCUCACAACUCACCGGUUACACCCAACCUGCCCACCAUCUCCGAAGAGCCGCCCGUCUGAUACGGAGAUCUUUUGGAAAGAGCAGUGGAGAGAUGCGUGGAGGAAGCUUCAGUUGAUGAUCAUCAUUGUGCGUCCAUUUCCAUGCACAUGAGCUUUAGAUCGACACAGAUGCUGCACGGAGCGGAGCUUCUGGUGUGAAGCGUUUCACAAAACCUCUCCGACAAAAGAUGGUUUUCCAUAGACAUUUCCCGACAGAACCUCACUGGAGGAAAAACUCCAAAUGGGUCAUAGCAUGGAAAUAAAGACACUGGAGCUGUUUUUAUAUUCACUUCAUGAGUAUCAUGUAAUUUGGACUUUAAAAUACGAAAUUGAUCUUAAGUGGCAUAUAAGAUGUAAAAAACUGACCCAGAAUUUGGAUCUGAGGACAAACACGCUGUUAUAUUUUACAUUGGAAAAUUAGGCCUUUUUUAGGAUCAUUAAGAUUGGGGUCAUUGUGACAUUUUUUAAAUGAAAGUUUGCACAUUUUUUCACAAUUUUUACAGUAGAUUUUUUAUUAUUUAUUUUUAUUAUUAUUUUAUUAUUAUUGAAAGUUAUUAUUUUUCACAAUAAUUUAUAUAAAUGUAAUAAUCAUACAUUUAAAAAUAAAUUUGAUGUUUAUACAUUUAAUAUACAUUUAAUGAUUUAAUAUAAACUUAAUAUUUAUACAUUUAUAAAUAAAUGUGAUGUUUAUAUAUUUAAUAUAAAUGUUAUGAUUUAACAUAAAUAUAAAUGAAUGUAGUACCAUAGAUACUACAAUAAUAUAAACAUACAAAUGAUAUAUAUUUCACAUUAAAAAAAAUAUAAUUUUCUAUUUAGUUAAUCAGGGUUUGGGGGGGUGAAUUAAUGUGUUAAACCGAAAAAUGUCACAAUGCAAGAUAUCUAGUCAUAAAAAGUUUGGAUUUUAGGGUAAAAUAAUUAAAAAUAACUCCCUUAAAAGUACAUUCUUGGUCUAAUAUAAAACUUCUGUACUUUGAUUUAUGUAUUAUGUAUUGCAAUAAUCGUGGUACUUACAUGCUAUUUCUUUAUGGCAUACCAUGGUAGUGCCAUCAGACAACGAUAUGAGAGGUCAUUCUGUUUCUCCAGCUUCUGUGAAGUUACUUUUCUUCAACAUGAAUGACUCAAUAAAAGGAGCUGUAUGUAUUAUUGACUUCUAGUGGUUAAACUUUUUAACCGCAGUCUAAAUUCAAAAUAUUGGAGACGUUUUUCCAUUCCCCUUUCUCGGGUUGCCAAACACAUACAGUACAGGAGCGCAACUGACGAUGGAAAGCAUGUUUAUCUUCUCAUUUUUACGUUUGCAAUUUUUUCAGCAAAUUACAAACCUGCUUGUGUGGAUUUUUAUAACUCUCAUUUCGGAGAUUGUGUCCACCAAAUAUCACAUUUAUGGGCCAUUGCAGUCUUAUUUAAGAAACCGUGAUAACUGGCAACAGAGCUGUCGAAAACUAUAGGGUAAAUUGGUGGGACCAAAAUAAAAACAGACAUUCUGAAACACAAAAAAAAAUGAUUUAUCAACAUAUAUUUUAUGUUACAUUAGCUUAAAAAAAAACAAGUUAAAAUUGUUUAACCUGUCAAUUUAAAAAUCUUAAUUUAUCAUUAGUGAAAACUUUAAAAAUUAGGUUGAAUUGACUUGCAUAAAGUUGUCUGAACUUCAUGCUGCAUUUUUCUUAACAGUGCACGGAAAGCAGAUUUCAAAAAGAGAUUAACUGGCUACAGAAUUGUUUUUCAGAGAAACAGAUACGUGAACUUAGCAUGUUUCCUAAAUAUCUACAAAUAUUUAUUUUAUUUAGUACAGUCAAAAACCUACAUACAGCUCCUUUAAUAUCCAGAUGCUCAAACUGUAGUGCUUGGCAAAAAAGAAAGAAAGUACUUGUCAUUGCAAAGGCAUUUGAAAUAUUUCAGACUCCUCUGGAAAUAUUUAAGAUUUCAGGUCUUUAAGAUUUAAGUAAAACAUCAAAUAAAAAACUGUAACGACAAUCUGGAAGUUUGAAGUUAGUGUAAUGUUUUCUGGGAGGACAUACAGUACAGUUUUCUUCUGUUCAUUGAGUUACAGGCCAAACAUGCCAAGAAAUAUAACCAGCUUAAAGAUGUAUGCAAGUGACCAAUAAAUUAUAAUACAGAUGUUGUUCAAAAUGUGCCAGUCAAGAAUUAAACUGCAGUCAACCCGCAUCAUGUGACUCACAGUGACUGCAUACAUACUGUACCUCCAGAUGUGUGAGCUUUCCAUGGAGUGAUGAAACUUUUUUUGCCUGUAUAAAAUGCAAUGUCUAGUACUGAUUUUAUUUACUUCAUGUAAAUAACUAUAUGUCUUAAUGUAACAUAUGUCUGUAUAUAUAUGAUUGUAAACUGAUCUUAAACAGCA
Paramisgurnus dabryanus is the source of this 4626-nucleotide messenger RNA. NCBI's taxonomy places the organism in Eukaryota, Metazoa, Chordata, Actinopteri, Cypriniformes, Cobitidae. The record is from RefSeq and is a predicted model, not a curated record.